Messenger RNA from Parnassius mnemosyne (clouded apollo), 1281 nucleotides. The record is from the annotation of a GenBank genome assembly. NCBI's taxonomy places the organism in Eukaryota, Metazoa, Arthropoda, Insecta, Lepidoptera, Papilionidae.
AUGGCGGGUUUACAUGCAAGCGACACAAUGCCUAAAAUGGGGCAUGUCACGGAUCUGCGGGAACAGUGGUUGGUACGUACCGAUGGUGCCCUUGCCCACCGUUUGCAAGACCGCGAAAUCUCUUCUCAUCUCUGCGAAAAUAGGUAUCGCAAUCAGCAAAUACGCGAAGAUUUUCCGGUAGCUUUAAGCGAGCAGAGAGGUAUAGAACACGAAGUGCGUUUAAAGGAACUUGCGCGACGUCGUCAAGCCGAAAUUGACGCAGAAAUUGCGCGAGAAAUGGCCGAAAUCAAUCUACGGAAGCAGAGAAGACAACAUAGUGAUGCACUGCAGCAACCGAGCUCAUCUCGCGCGCUGCCUCCAACGUCUCCACUCGACAUUAAUCCUGAAGAGCUAGGUCUCUCUUCCUCAGAGUUAGAGGAGAUGAGAAGACGUUUAGAGCAGGAAGAAAAAGAUGCUCGUUUGGCAAGGGAAUUAAGUCAUAAAGUGGGUAGUGAGGAUAUUCUACUUGCUGAUAUGAAAUGUGCCGUUGAAGCACAAGAUAGUGAACUUGCUCGUUUACUGCAAGAACGAGAAUAUAAAAAGCUACAACGGGCCAAGGAGAAAGCAAAGCAGAAAGCAUUAUUGAAGAAACAACAGCGUCUAGCUCAGCUACAACAGGAACCUCUACCAGAAAUACCUCAAGCGACUCUCUGUGAAGCUUAUAGUAAUCCUCGUGAUGUGAUUCAAGAGAACAGGCUUCGACAGUGUAAAUCUGUAGAUUCAGAUCUGAAUUAUGUAGAGCCAUUUGAAAAGGAAAUUAUACAAUCAAAGGCAAGUGCUAUAUUAUCCAAAGAAAUUUCCAAGCAAUACUAUUCGCAAGACACUGGAUCUACAAGCUUCAAAAUAAACACGUCCCAUAUGCACUCAUCCCUUGCAGAGAAGCCUUUAGCAAGCACCAACUCAUCAAUUCAACAUAGACAACCUCCUCCUCCCCCUGCCACAGGUAAAAAACCAAGGUUUCCUGAUCCAGUAAGUAUCAGGCCUGCUUCUCACUAUCCCACUGAUAAUAUAUUAUCUGGUACGGAUGCCCAACACAGCCCAAUACCUCACAGUCUCAGUGAAAAUAAUAAUUUAUAUGAAUCUACAUUCUCAAGUCAAAAUGAGACAAGUCCACAGCAUUUGAGUUAUGAAAGAGGUGAUCCAUCCAAACGAUUGUCCGUCAUCUCUGAUAUAACAGCAGAGGGAUUGGAAAAGAAGAAAAGGAAGAGGGCAAAAAAGAGUAAGGGAUGUAGGAUACAAUAA